AUGCUGCCUUACCGGAGGGAGAGCCCCGCCAUGGGCCGCUGCCCGCUGCGGGGAGGAAGGGUGCUGCAYGGGGCCCCCUUCGCCUACUGCCCCAGCCCACAAGUCCUGCACCGCCUGCCCGGCACCCAUGCCUACCCGUUUGCCGUGGGCGCCGUGCCGCACCCUGAGCACGGCUGCCUGUGCCCCGGCUCGCCGGGCCGCCUCGUGGAGGCCAUGGAGCGCUACGAGCUGGACGCGCUGCCCGCCCGGCCCUGGCAGGGGCCCCGGCUGCCCUUGGACGAGCUGCAGAAGCCAGGGCUGGGGUGCUGGGAGAGGGUCCAGUCCAUCUGUGUCUCCCUUCUCAAGGUGCCGCUGAUGUUCGGCUUCCUGUACCUCUUUGUGUGCUCCCUGGACGUGCUGAGCUCUGCGUUCCAGCUGGCCGGAGGCAAGGUGGCCGGCGACAUCUUCAAGGACAAUGCCAUCCUCUCCAACCCUGUGGCCGGGCUCGUGGUGGGCAUCUUGGUGACCGUCCUGGUGCAGAGCUCCUCCACCUCCACCUCCAUCAUCGUCAGCAUGGUCUCCUCGGGACUGCUGGAGGUGCGCUCCGCCAUCCCCAUCAUCAUGGGCUCCAACAUCGGCACCUCCGUCACCAACACCAUCGUGGCCCUCAUGCAGGCCGGUGACCGCAGUGAAUUCAAACGGGCCUUCGCUGGCGCCACGGUGCACGACUGCUUCAACUGGCUCUCGGUGCUGGUGCUGCUGCCGCUGGAGGUGGUCAGCGGCUACCUGCACCACGUCACCCGCCUGGUUGUGGCCACCUUCAACAUCCGCAGCGGCAAGGACGCCCCCGACCUGCUGAAGAUCAUCACGGAGCCCUUCACCAGGCUCAUCAUCCAGCUGGACAAGUCGGUGAUCACGGGCAUCGCCACGGGGGACGAGAGCCUGCGCAACCGGAGCCUCAUCCGCGUGUGGUGCGGGCAGGCAGCGCCGCAGACCCCCGCCGUGGGGCUGGGARCCCCUCUGAACUGCACAGGCCCCGGGCACUGCGGCACCAAGGGUGUCGAGAGCCUCCAGAACGUCACAGGGCACAAGUGUGACCACCUCUUCACAGACACCCCGCUGCCCGACCUGGCCGUGGGGCUGGUGCUGCUGGCCGGGUCCCUCAUCGUGCUCUGCACCUGCCUCAUCCUCCUCGUCAAGCUCCUCAACUCCCUGCUCAAGGGGCAGGUGGCCAAGGCUGUCCAGAAGGUCAUCAACACGGACCUCCCGCACCCGCUCAGCUGGCUCACCGGCUACUUUGCGAUGGUGGUGGGUGCUGGGAUGACCUUCGUGGUGCAGAGCAGCUCCGUCUUCACCUCGGCCAUCACGCCCCUGAUUGGCCUGGGGGUGAUCAGCAUAGAGCGCGCCUACCCGCUGACCCUCGGCUCCAACAUCGGCACCACCACCACGGCCAUCCUGGCCGCSCUGGCCAGCCCCAGGGACAAGCUGGCCAGCUCCUUCCAGAUCGCCCUCUGCCACUUCUUCUUCAACAUCUCCGGCAUCCUGCUGUGGUACCCGCUGCCCUUCAGCCGCCUCCCCAUCCGCAUGGCCAAGGCGCUGGGCGAGCGCACGGCCAAGUACCGCUGGUUCGCCGUGCUCUACCUCAUCGUGUGCUUCCUCCUGCUGCCCUCGCUCGUCUUCGGCGUCUCCAUGGCGGGCUGGCGCGUGCUGGUGGGGGUGGGCGCGCCCUUCCUCGGCCUCCUCUUCUUCGUGGCGCUGGUGAACGCGCUGCAGCGCCGCAGCCCCGGGCGCCUGCCCAAGUGGCUGCAGACCUGGGACUUCCUCCCGGCCUGGAUGCACUCGCUGCAGCCCCUCGACAGCCUCAUCACGCGCGCCACGCUGUGCUGUACCGACCGCUGCGGCGGCCGCGCCGGCGGGCACGAGCGCCCCGGCGGGCACGAGCACCGCAAGGCCGGCCUGGGCCUCGACAACCCCGCGCUCGCCCUGCCCGAGGAGGCACCCGGCGCCCGCCUGGGCUCCCCGCGCCUGCCCCCGCACGGGGCCACCCGCCUCUAG
Nothoprocta perdicaria is the source of this 2034-nucleotide messenger RNA. RefSeq names its product solute carrier family 34 member 1 (gene SLC34A1). Gene Ontology annotation, cellular component: apical plasma membrane; brush border; vesicle. The coding region runs from base 1 to 2034 and encodes 677 amino acids. The transcript has 12 exons. The record is from RefSeq and is a predicted model, not a curated record. NCBI's taxonomy places the organism in Eukaryota, Metazoa, Chordata, Aves, Tinamiformes, Tinamidae. Gene Ontology annotation, biological process: sodium-dependent phosphate transport; intracellular phosphate ion homeostasis. Gene Ontology annotation, molecular function: sodium:phosphate symporter activity.